This is a messenger RNA of Cryptococcus deneoformans JEC21, 1868 nucleotides long. RefSeq lists its product as hypothetical. The record is from RefSeq and is a predicted model, not a curated record. Lineage: Eukaryota; Fungi; Basidiomycota; Tremellomycetes; Tremellales; Cryptococcaceae. Gene Ontology annotation, biological process: ubiquitin-dependent protein catabolic process. Gene Ontology annotation, molecular function: polyubiquitin modification-dependent protein binding. The transcript is spliced from 12 exons. Gene Ontology annotation, cellular component: cytosol. The coding region runs from base 617 to 1807 and encodes 396 amino acids.
ACCGGGAUUUCCCGUGGCCUUUUCAUCCAUAUUUUUACUUCGACCAGCCCACAUUGAGCGAAGAAAUUUAGGCAUGGCCGACUUGCACUCGAUGGAUAUUUCUCUCAAACCAUUACUCUCAGGACUUCAUGGAAGUAAAAUGGGUUACUUUGGGUGCUCGGGCUAUCCAUUGUCCCGGAUUGUUCUUUCCUUCUGGAUAAACUAUGAUGACCUAGAAAUGGAAUUGAUUUAGCAGAAACAUUCCAGUGCUCUUCUGCUUCUAGGAUUAGGUCUGACGCUGAGAUACUGUCUCCUGUUGUGCUGGGGGAAGACUCUACUGAGGAACUUGGGUCAGCUCGAAGCAGCAAAGCGGGAAGGUCUUGCUGGCGACUGUAGGGGAGGCUGAGCGGUCGAUGGUAGGCUGGAAAGGGCGGCAUGGGUGCUGUAGCCUAUGAACAUGACUUUUUUGCCGUUAUACGACGUCGCUAGCGAGAUUGACACAAACUUUUGCUGCAGGUCUCUAGGAGUCCAUGAUGAUAAUGACUUAAGCGUCUCGGGUGUGCGAUUCCUGCAGCUAUUCUGACACUCUGAUAGAUAUUUCAUCUCUGCUCUCUUCAGCACUUCUCUCGUAACAACCAUGGCCGCAGAGCAACCCUCCUCCUCCGCCUCAGACAUCACCAUCACUGUCAAGGGCCCUCAGGAACUGAAGCUCACCAUCUCGGUCUCUCCAGACAAGAACGUCGCUGAGCUGAAACAACUUAUUGCCUCCAAAUGUGACGUGGAGAAGGAUCGCCAGCGUCUGAUAUAUUCUGGCAAGGUCUUGAAAGACGAAGAAACCAUUUCCAGCUACAAGAUUCAAAAUGGCCACACAAUCCACAUGGUGAAGGGUGCUGCAAAGCCCUCAAGUUCAACCCCCGCCGGUCAGGCAAGCCAACCCCCCAGACUACCUCAGAUGGGCACAGGUUUGAAUGUGGGCAGUAACCCUAUCGACAAUGUUGAGAAUAUUCAUCAUGGGCUAGCGGGGUUCAAUCCUUUUACAGGAGUUCAAGGGCUCGAGAACUUGAAUGAUCCCAACGCUAUGUCUAACAUGAUGCAAAGUCCCGAAUUUCUCAGAAGCAUGUCCGAUUUGAUGUCCAGACCAGAAGUUGUAGAUCAGAUCAUUGCUUCCAACCCACAACUGGCCUCCAUGGGUCCCCAGAUCCGGCAAAUGAUGGCCUCUCCUUUCUUCCGGCAGAUGAUGUCCAACCCCGAGACCCUUCGAACGAUGAUGCAAAUGCAGUCGAGCAUGGGCCAGGGGGGCGGACUGGGAGGUCUAGGCGGAUUCAACCCAUUUGCUCCCGCAGCUGCUGGGGCCAAUGCGAAUAGCGCACAAAACAAUGCCGGCCCCACGGAUCCAUUCCCCAACCUUUUCGCCCCUAAUGCUGGCAACGCCAAUCCUACUGCUGGUGGAGGUAAUGCCGCUGCCGAUCAAGCAACAAACGCUCCUUCCAAUCCAUCCCAACCUAAUGCCGGUCAAUUUCCUCCUGGACUUGCUGCGCUGUUAGGUCUUGGGGGCGGGAUGCCCGGUGCAGGCACGAAUGCGGGAACGAACCCCAAUCCAUUCGGCGGGAUAAACCCUGCACUCUUUGGCGGCUUAGGUUCUCCCUGGGGAGCCCCGCCAGCUAGAGACGAAAGGCCUCCAGAGGAAAUCUAUGCUACCCAGCUGGGACAGCUGAAUGCUAUGGGUCUAUGGGAUGCCCAAAAGAAUAUCCGAGCCCUUAGAACUACUGGCGGCAACGUUGAAGCAGCCAUCGAGCUGAUUUUCUCUGGCCAGCUUGAUCAGGCCUGAUUUACGUUUCGGUAACUAAUGACAAGGUGCCCCAUGCAACGUUGUACAGUUGAUACCCUCA